Episyrphus balteatus (marmalade hoverfly) is the source of this 739-nucleotide messenger RNA. Its product is annotated as transmembrane protein 234 homolog. The transcript is spliced from 5 exons. The record is from RefSeq and is a predicted model, not a curated record. The coding region runs from base 124 to 591 and encodes 155 amino acids. NCBI's taxonomy places the organism in Eukaryota, Metazoa, Arthropoda, Insecta, Diptera, Syrphidae.
GUAACGUGAACGCACCCAUUGAACGCAGUAAUGACAUCUAACAUUUCUUUCAAAACCGGUUUUUUGUUUUGGCCAAAACAAAUUUCUCAAAAAAUAUUCUAUUUUGUUUAAAUUUUAUUCAAAAUGUUAACUUCAAUUUUAUCCCUAAUUGCUGUCGGCUUCCUCUGGGGUGCAACAAAUCCAUUCAUUCGUAAAGGCUCCAAUGGGAUUCAAAACAUCAACACCGGAUCCAAAAUUAAAAACAUUAUUCUCGAAAUCAAAUUGAUUGGCUCCCGCCUAGGCUAUUGGAUACCAUUCUUGUUAAAUCAACUUGGCAGUGUUUUGUAUGUCUACACUUUACAAAGUGCAAGCAUUUCAGUUGCUGUUCCAAUUGCAAAUUCACUCAGUUUUGCAUUUACAGCUGUUGUUGGUUAUUUGCUAGGAGAGAAGAUUCCUGGAAAAAAUGUAAUUAUUGGAACGAUGCUAGUGACUGCAGGGAUGUCACACCCAUCAAUUCCACAAAAAAUAGACAAAACUGAGCUACAAAAAAUGCAGAUGGCGCCCAUUUUGACAGCCGUCAAUUCUUUUACGUCAGGCUUUCAUAUCCGAUAGGUUGGUUUUAAUAAUUUUUCUAUAAAAAAAUCCUUAAACAUCCGUUUCUGUGUAGCUUUUUAGCAGCAACAACAAUUAUUAAAAAUGGCAAAGACAAAAGUCGAAAAGAGAAACAAAUCGGCAAUCAAUGAGGUUGUUACCCGCGAAU